AUGUACAGUCAGAUCAAUGGAUGGAAAGAGGCAGGGAGCGACGACAACCCGGGUGGCAGUAUAUCGCCUCCAAACUUAACCUCAAAGGAGCCGAUCAGCGCCGACAAUCGAUAUCACGAUACGACCAGCCCGAGUAGACGUGAGUCAAAGAAUGAGAGGCCAUACAAAAGUAGCGAUGGAUGGGACCUCGUCGACCACGACUCACCCACAGGUGGUACCAACACCUUUCUACCCUCUCAAGACUUUCCAGGCACCUGGGACGCCGCCUACAACUCCACUUCUCACGCGCUGCGCGAGGUAACAGCUGCCUCUUCUUCCUACAUCACUUCACUUUCCAAAUCCGGGAUCUCGCAAGCAGGCUGGUCCAUAGGAGCUGCUCUUACCUCCACAGCGAAUAAGUCUGCUCUCUCGGUCGUAAGUUGGGCCGCGGAAAAAAGUGGCGUCGAUACGACUGUGCUGCCUGGAGGGGUGAAGGACUGGCUGAAGGGCAAGGAUAGAUUGGACAAGGCACGUCAACGAGUAAGAAAUGUCGAUGGAAAAAGACUGGCUAGAAGGCUGAGCAGAGUCUCUGGUGAGACUGGGGAAUUGCCAAACGAGGGUGUCCUGUGGGACAGACCCAUCACAUUUGGGGACGCAAGAGGGGCUUUUGUGUUGGAUGUUCAUGAUGAUGAGGAGAGCUUCCUCCACGCACGAUCAGAGGGCGAUGUGCAGAGUUUAGAGCCGGCAAGUGGGCUGAGACUUCCAAUAGCGGGCUCGGCUGGUAUGGAGUUGGAAGACCUUUGGAUUGGUAGCGAGGAGGGAUUGGAUGAACAUCCGGUCACGAAAACUCUCUCAAUGUCGCCAAAAGAUGUUCAGAUUGUCGGGAAUACGAGCGAUGACUUGGAAGGAAAAGCAGUCGUGAGCUCAUUCUCUUCGCCGAACAAUGAUGCACUGAAGUUAGUUGAACGAUGGACGCCCUGCUUAACAGGCUUCGACGCGAACAUGGUUACCUCCCCGCCCGAGGUACCUAUCCCGCGCGCUACUGUGAAAGAGGACGAAGAAGAAGGAAACGUUAGCCCACAUGCGUUAGUGGAAGAUGAUGAGACGCUGGACGUCUUCGGAGUGGUUGAAUAG
This is a messenger RNA of Dothidotthia symphoricarpi CBS 119687, 1113 nucleotides long. RefSeq lists its product as uncharacterized. NCBI's taxonomy places the organism in Eukaryota, Fungi, Ascomycota, Dothideomycetes, Pleosporales, Dothidotthiaceae. The record is from RefSeq and is a predicted model, not a curated record. The transcript has 2 exons. Bases 1 to 1113 code for a protein of 370 amino acids.